GUGAACAGCAGCGGCAUGCCAGGGAAGCCCAAGCACCUGGGCGUCCCCAACGGGCGCAUGACGGAGACCAGCAACUUACCCAAAGUAACAGUUAUUAAGUGGCAGAGACAGGAUUCAAAGUCUGUGCUGAUACCCACCUUGCAGUAUAAUUGGGCUCACCCAGCAUAUGCUGAGGGAGGAGGGAACCAGGGACAAUGGAAGGUUCUGGCUGUCUCAGAUGGAGAGCUGAGCAGCACGGCAGGGUCCAAGGGCGAGUGCGAGGGCCGUGGCAGCUCCCUCAGCAUCCACAGCCUCCCCAGUGGCCCCAGCAGCCCCUUCCCCACCGAGGAGCAGCCUGUGGCCAGCUGGGGCCUAUCCUUCGAGCGGCUGCUGCAGGACCCACUGGGCCUGGCUUACUUCACUGAAUUCCUGAAAAAGGAGUUCAGUGCAGAGAACGUGACUUUCUGGAAGGCCUGUGAGCGCUUCCAACAGAUCCCGGCCAGCGACACCCAGCAGUUGGCUCAGGAGGCCCGCAACAUCUACCAGGAAUUCCUGUCCAGCCAGGCGUUGAGCCCGGUCAACAUCGACCGCCAGGCCUGGCUCGGCGAGGAGGUGCUGGCCGAGCCCCGACCCGACAUGUUCCGGGCACAGCAACUUCAGAUCUUCAACCUGAUGAAGUUCGACAGCUAUGCGCGCUUUGUCAAGUCCCCGCUGUAUCGCGAGUGCCUCCUGGCGGAGGCGGAGGGGCGCCCUCUGAGAGAACCUGGCUCUUCGCGCCAAGGCAGCCCUGACGCCACGAGGAAGAAGCCGAAGCUGAAGCCUGGGAAGUCGCUGCCGCUGGGCGUGGAGGAGUUGGGGCAGUUGCCACCUGCUGAGGGCCCUGGGGGCCGCCCGCUCCGCAAGUCCUUCCGCAGGGAACUGGCGGUUGGGGUGACAAACCCUGCCUUGCGCCGAGAGUCCCAGGGCUCCCUCAACUCCUCUGCCAGUCUGGACCUCGGCUUCCUUGCCUUUGUCAGCAGCAAAUCUGAGAGCCACCGGAAGAGUCUUGGGAGCACCGAAGGUGAGAGCGAAAGCCGUCCAGGCAAGUACUGCUGUGUGUACCUGCCUGAUGGCACAGCCUCCCUGGCCCUGGCCCGACCCGGCCUCACCAUCCGUGCCAUGCUGGCAGGCAUCUGUGAGAAACGAGGUCUCUCUCUACCUGACAUCAAGGUCUACCUGGUGGGCAACGAGCAGAAGGCCCUGGUCCUGGAUCAGGACUGCAUCGUGCUGGCAGACCAGGAAGUCCGGCUGGAGAACAGGAUCACCUUUGAGCUAGAGUUGGCGGCUCUGGAGCGCGUGGUGCGAAUCUCGGCCAAGCCCACCAAGCGGCUGCAGGAAGCCCUGCAGCCCAUCCUGGCGAAGCACGGCCUGAGCCCGCAACAGGUGGCGCUGCGCCGGACAGGCGAGAAGCAGUCGUUGAAUCUGGGGAACCUAGUGAGCUCAGUGGCGGCCCAGCGACUGGUUUUGGACACUCUCCCAGGUGCAAAGUUCCUGGAAGCUGGCGAAUUACCUGCCUGCCGCAGCCAGGAUGGCCCACCUAGGACCCAGGACAAGGUUGCCCACCCCCCUCCACUGCCCCUCAACCUGCUGGCCGAAGUGCCCAGGAGUAUCACUGGGAAGCGUCAGACCUGUGAUAUUGAAGGCCUGGUGGAGCUGCUGAACCGGGUGCAGAGCAGCGGGGCCCAUGACCAGAGGGGCCUUCUGCGCAAAGAGGACCUGGUGCUCCCAGAAUUUCUGCAGCUGCCUGCUCCAGGGCCCAAAUCCCAGGAGGCCCCACCACAGACUGAAUCAAAGGGCCAGCCCAAAGGAGGCACCUCAGACUCCACUGCUGAGUCAGCCCUCUGACAGCUGCCCAGCAGUCCAGGCUGGCUGCAUGGCACCUGGCGGGCCAAGCAUGCCAUGGGCCCGCACUGCAUGCCCUGUCUGUGCCAUGAGUGUCUCUGGCCACUUCCUACCAUGGGCAGGCCCACAGGAAGAGCCAGGAAUGGGUGGAGAGGCAGCUUAGAGGAGUCACUCCACAGCUGCCACUACUUGGUUCCUCACAGACUCGCUCACCCAUCUCUUUCUGCCAGGCUGCUGGGGAGAGGUGGGCCUAGCUGCCCAGGUGCAGGCAUGCCCAACACAGAGGGGUGGUGUUGGCAGUGCCAGCCUCCCCACCCUGUGCCAAGCCUCAGCAGGGAGUAGGAAGAGGGGCCGGCCCCUCCUCAGGGAAUGAAUAUGAGUAGCCUUUGGGGUGCAGGCAGACAGCUUCUCCCUCUACCCACAUAGGCUCUACUGGACACAUGGAUUUUGCAGUUGGCUUGGAGCAACUGGGUUUGUCCUGGAUGUAUGAUAUUGUUAUUAUAAUAAUUAUUAUUCUGCCAUGAA
Messenger RNA from Manis pentadactyla (Chinese pangolin), 2385 nucleotides. It is a transcript of the gene RGS14, whose product is annotated as regulator of G protein signaling 14. The record is from RefSeq and is a predicted model, not a curated record. Gene Ontology annotation, molecular function: microtubule binding; GTPase activator activity; G-protein alpha-subunit binding. Lineage: Eukaryota; Metazoa; Chordata; Mammalia; Pholidota; Manidae. The coding region runs from base 16 to 1863 and encodes 615 amino acids. The transcript is spliced from 16 exons. Gene Ontology annotation, biological process: regulation of G protein-coupled receptor signaling pathway; signal transduction.